Messenger RNA from Antechinus flavipes (yellow-footed antechinus), 2663 nucleotides. It is a transcript of the gene ZNG1A, whose product is annotated as Zn regulated GTPase metalloprotein activator 1A. The transcript has 12 exons. The coding region runs from base 644 to 1354 and encodes 236 amino acids. Gene Ontology annotation, cellular component: cytoplasm. The record is from RefSeq and is a predicted model, not a curated record. NCBI's taxonomy places the organism in Eukaryota, Metazoa, Chordata, Mammalia, Dasyuromorphia, Dasyuridae.
CAAAAUUGACCCCUGCGUAACCCCCUGCCUCAAAUUUCCCCCUUCUUCUCCUCCUCCCCUCUCCCACCCGGCAGGCAGUCAAGUACAUGCCAAAUAUGCUGAAAUACAUGCCAGAUCCAAUAUGUGUAUACAUAUUCACCAGUCAUCCAGUUGCACAAGAAAAAUCAGAUCAAGAAGGAAGAAAAAGAAAAACUGAGAAAAAAGAAACAAAAUGCAAGCAAAUAAUAACAGAGAGUAAGAAUGCGAGGCUGUGUUCCACCCUCUGUUCCCAUGGUUCUCUCUCUGGGUGUAGAUGGUUCUCUUCAUCACUGCAAAAGUAGAACUGGUCCGAUUCAUCUCUGUUGAAGAGAGCCACAUCUGUCAGAAUUGAUCGUCAUAUAGUCUUCUUGUUGCUAUGUAUAAUGAUGUGUAUAAUGAUCUCUUGGUUCUGCUCAUUUCACUUUGCAUCAGUUCAUCUAGGUCUCUCCAAGCCUCUGAAAUCAUCCUGCUGGUCUUUUUUUACAGAACAGUAGUAUUCCAUAGCAUUCAUAUAUUAAAAUUUAUUCAGCCAUUCUCCAAUUGAUGGGCAUCCAUUCAGUUUCCAGUUUCUUGCCACUACAAAGAGGGCUGCCACAAACAUUUUUGCACAUGUGCUGUUGCUUCCAUGUUUUGGGUUGAUGCUGAAUUAGGGAGUGACAUUUAUCUUGAUGGAAUUAUAUCUGUUGUGGAUUCCAAGUAUGGAUUGAGGCAUUUAACAGAAGAAAAAGCAGAUGGCCUGAUCAAUGAAGCAGUGAGGCAGGUUGCUUUGGCAGAUAUUGUUAUAAUCAAUAAAACUGACCUUGUUGCAGAAGAGGAGUUAAUUAAAAUCAGAACAAUCAUCAGAUCAAUAAAUGGACUAGGAAAAAUCUUAGAAACACAAAGAUCAAGAGUUGAUCUUUCUAAAGUACUGGAUUUACACUCUUUUGACAGUCUCUCUGGAAUCAGUUUACAGAAAAAACUACAACAUAUGCAGACAACACAACCUCACCUUGAUAAGAGUAUUGUUACAGUCACGUUUGAAGUACUAGGAAGUACAACUGAAGAAAAUCUAAAUAUAUUUAUUCAAAAUCUUCUGUGGGAAAAAACUGUGAAAAAUAAGGCAGAUAAUACCAUGGAAGUCAUCCGACUAAAGGGGCUGGUGUCUAUCAAAGACAAACCACACCAAGUGAUUGUCCAAGCGGUCCAUGAACUAUAUGAUCUGGAAGAGACUCCAGUGAAAUGGAAGGAAGACAGUGAGAGAACCAAUAGACUAGUGCUGAUAGGCAGGAACUUAGAUAAAGAAAUCCUUAAACACCUAUUUAUAGAUAUAGUGACUGAAAAACAAGUAAGCAGUUGAUACUACAUUAGAAGCAUUAGAAGGAUGAUAUACUGGGGAAAAUCUAUUUUCUUCUGUUCAUCAAUCUAUUUCUUGUCUACUUAUGAAGUUUUUUUCUUCUAUAUAAUACAUUAAAUAGUGUCAAAUUUUCAGCAUCAAAUAUUGUAAAAUUUUCAGCGUGUAUUACUCAUUUUCUGUGAAAUGCAUUGAAUUCAACAUGCAUUUAUUCAAUAUCUGCUUUGUUCAAGAUAAAUCCUGGGGACAUAAAAACAGAAAAGCUGACCCUAUCCUUGAAGCUGAUGGUCUAUUAGGAACAAAAUUUAUUUCAGAUAGGUAUACUAAAGCUGUCUUUCAGAAUUGAUUUUGAAGAUGAAAUUGGCUAAAAACAACCCUUUAAGAGUGCAAAGUACAUUAAUUACCUUUUGCAGAUGAAUUAACUGAUGCUUGUGACUUGCCCAUGGUUACUUAGUAUUGGUCAGGACUCAUUUUAAGACUUAAUGACUCCAAAUUCAAAGUGCUUCCCAUAAUGUAAUAUUUUAAAAUAGCAUUGAUGGAUGCACAUUUUACAUCUCUCUGUAUCCUAGAAAGGAGAUGUCAGAGGUUGGAACAAUGAAGAUAACUUCUUUGCAAAUGAUAAAAUUUUGAAAGUAAUUCAAAUUUAUUCUUUUUUUUUUUUUUUAAUAAUUUUUUAUUGAUAGAACGUAUGCCAGGGUAAUUUUUUACAGCAUUAUCCCUUGCAUUCACUUCUGUUCCGAUCAAAUUUAUUCUUUACAAUAUUUCUUUGGAGAGAGGGAAUCAAAAGAACAAAAGAAAACCAACAAGGAAGCAAAAUAAAGCUGGACAGCUUUGAAAAUAAUGUGUUGUAUUCAUUAUUUGGUUUUCUUGAAAUGAAAACUUAUUGUUUGGUAUCGAAUCGUAUUCUGCCAUGGAUUUGGCAUUUUUUCCCCUUAUUUUGUAUUUCAGUUUAAAAUAAAUUUUAAAAAUUUAUAAAAAAGAUAAUACCUUAAUUAAACAGUGUUUUAAAUAUGUUGAGCUUAGUGGGAUUUGGAAAUUCAAUAAAGCUGACGUCUAAUUAUAGUAAAAAAUAAAACAAAACACAAAACCCCACAAAAGUUUGCAGAAGCACAAAAAUAGCUAAAAGACUUAGAAAUCAAGACCAGGGGGAAUGUGAAACUGAUUGAAAGUAUGCUAAUAUUAUAAAACAUAUAAGAAGAAUUUCAACUGAAAAUAUAGUAGUACUUCCUAUUUCAUAUUUGGUCAUCACAAGUUCAGUGACAUUUUCUUAAAUGUAUAGCAAUGUAAUGUGUUACCAUUAAAAAGUGAAAACAGA